AUGGGCCUCACCGACAUGCUCUCUUCGGCCGUUCGUGGUCACACCGGGCUGCACUACGUGCCAUCCUUUAACGACUUCGUCUCCGGGGCGGCCGACGAUGUCGAGGCCAUGGAGCUGCAGCGCGACCAGCAGACCCGCAUGACACCGCUUACCAGUGACGCCCCGAAGCCUGUUAGCAACAAAACGGACGACCUGCCUGCUAUGACUUCGACCAUAGGUGACAUCCACAAGGUCAACCGGCCCAUUCUUAGCGGCCGUGCAGACUGGAUCAUGGACAACGCCCGCGGCGGCCGCCACGCGCCCUCCGUUUGGCAGUACAUCCUCUCCAGCCAGAACAAGGAAAAGUUGCCACGAUUCGACGACAUUAAGCACCCGCAACGAGAUACCAUUGGAGUGGAGGAGCUCCAAAAGCACUUCAACGUGACUCCUACCCAGGCGGACGCCAUGGUGCAGGAGGCGGACCGCGACAACGACAGCCGCAUCAGCCGCCAGGAAUAUAUUGACAUUACCAUGGCCUCGGCCUGA
Molecule: messenger RNA, 525 nt
Organism: Volvox carteri f. nagariensis
Lineage: Eukaryota; Viridiplantae; Chlorophyta; Chlorophyceae; Chlamydomonadales; Volvocaceae
Exons: 4
Coding region: 1-525 (174 amino acids)
Molecular function (GO): calcium ion binding
Source: RefSeq, a predicted model, not a curated record